Messenger RNA from Diutina rugosa, 792 nucleotides. Its product is annotated as glycosylphosphatidylinositol-alpha 1,4 mannosyltransferase I. The record is from RefSeq and is a predicted model, not a curated record. Gene Ontology annotation, biological process: GPI anchor biosynthetic process. Lineage: Eukaryota; Fungi; Ascomycota; Pichiomycetes; Serinales; Debaryomycetaceae. Bases 1 to 792 code for a protein of 263 amino acids. Gene Ontology annotation, cellular component: glycosylphosphatidylinositol-mannosyltransferase I complex; membrane. The transcript has a single exon. Gene Ontology annotation, molecular function: GPI mannosyltransferase activity; alpha-1,4-mannosyltransferase activity.
AUGGUGAUAGCCAUUAGUACUCGUGGAAGCGCCGAAUCAGUACUCACGGUUUUGGUCAUGGCAUUUGUCUACACUCUAUCAUCCCAAGAGCUCAUUUCUGCGAUUUUGUUAGGCUUGGCUAUUCACUUCAAGCUCUAUCCGAUCAUUUAUUUGCCCACAGCAAUUUGCUAUAUUACGCAGUCUAGUAAUCCUAUUAAAUGGAUGAAUGUCAAAGCCAUCCGCUAUGGGCUUGUUACAGUGGGUGUCGUUGCGAUUCUCAAUUGGAUGAUGUACAAGCAGUACGGGUACGACUUCUUGUAUGAAACAUACUUGUACCACUUUCAACGUUUAGACCACCGGCACAACUUUUCAGUAUACAAUGUGUUGUUGUAUUACAAGUCGGCGAUUGCGGGUGAGGAACAAAUAUCGUCUUUUUCGGUGGAGUCGUUGGCGUUCAUUCCUCAAAUUGCAAUCUCUGGUUUGCUUAUUCCUCUUUUAUUCUGGAAUAGACUACAAGCAUGUUUAUUUCUUCAAACUUUUGCAUUUGUUACUUUCAACAAAGUAAUGACCAGUCAAUACUUUAUCUGGUUUUUGAUAUUUCUACCUGGAGUAAUAGGUGAUGCAAAAAUAUCGCGGGUUAAAGGGUUUGUCAUGGUAGGGGCGUGGGUUUUGACACAGGCAUUAUGGCUCAACAACGCCUACAACUUGGAGUUCUUGGGAGUUCUGAAUUUUGAUUCCGGAUUGGUAUAUUCGUCCGUUUUAUUCUUUUUGACAAAUUGUUGGAUUCUCAGUGAGAUUAUUCGCUCUUUAUAG